Molecule: messenger RNA, 4363 nt
Organism: Scomber scombrus (Atlantic mackerel)
Lineage: Eukaryota; Metazoa; Chordata; Actinopteri; Scombriformes; Scombridae
Gene: ipo5
Product: karyopherin (importin) beta 3
Exons: 26
Coding region: 31-3315 (1094 amino acids)
Biological process (GO): protein import into nucleus
Cellular component (GO): nucleus; cytoplasm
Molecular function (GO): nuclear import signal receptor activity; protein binding
Source: RefSeq, a predicted model, not a curated record
UCCUUCUUUUUUUGGCUCUCACUCACUGCAAUGGCGGAACAGCAGCAGUUCUACCUCUUGCUGGGAAACCUGAUGAGCACUGACAACAACGUCAGGAAACAAUCAGAGGAGACCUAUGACACCAUCCCCGGUCAGACUAAGAUCACAUUCUUGCUGCAGGCCAUCAGAGAUGCAUCUGCUGCGGAGGAGGUCAAACAGAUGGCAGCAGUGCUUCUGCGACGGCUGCUGUCGUCGUCCUUUGAGGAGAUCUACCCGGGCCUGACCCUGGAGAUGCAGACAGUCAUCAAAACAGAGCUGCUGAGCAGCAUCCAACAGGAGACCUCACCCACCAUCCGCAAGAAGGUCUGCGACAUCGCAGCAGAGCUCUCCCGCAACCUUAUCGAUGAUGAUGGGAAUAACCAGUGGCCAGAGGUGCUCAAGUUUCUGUUUGACUCUGUCAACGCAAGUGAAAAUGUUGGCUUGCGAGAAGCUGCCCUGCACAUAUUCUGGAACUUCCCAGGAAUCUUUGGCAACCAGCAGCAGCAUUAUAUGGAGGUUAUUAAGCGCAUGCUUGUUCAGUGCAUGCAGGACCAGGCAAACCCACAGAUCCGCACCCUGGCAGCCAGAGCUGCAUCAUCAUUUGUUCUGUCCAACGAAGGCAAUUCAGCGCUGCUGAAGCACUUUGCUGACCUGCUACCAGGCAUCCUGCAGGCAGUGAAUGAGUCCUGCUACCAGGGAGACGAUUCUGUGCUCAAGUCAUUGGUGGAAAUUGCAGACACAGCGCCUAAAUACCUGAGACCCAACUUGGAAGCCACUCUGCAGCUCUGUCUGAAGCUGUGUGCAGACACCAACUUGACUAACAUGCAGAGGCAGUUGGCACUGGAGGUCAUCGUCACCUUAUCCGAGACUGCAGCAGCCAUGCUGAGGAAACACACUGCCAUUGUGGCUCAGAGUGUGCCCCAGAUGCUGGCUAUGAUGGUGGACCUUGAGGAGGAUGAUGAGUGGGCCAUGGCUGAUGAGCUGGAAGAUGAUGACUUUGACAGUAAUGCUGUGGCUGGGGAAAGUGCUCUGGACAGAAUCGCCUGCGGUCUGGGAGGAAAGAUCAUCUUGCCAAUGAUCAAACAGCACAUCAUGCAGAUGCUGCAGAACUCUGACUGGAAGUACCGUCAUGCUGGGCUGAUGGCGCUGUCAGCCAUCGGUGAGGGCUGCCACCAGCAGAUGGAGGCCAUCCUCAAUGAGAUUGUCAGCUUCGUCCUCCUCUUCUGCUCCGACCCUCACCCGAGAGUGCGGUAUGCUGCUUGCAACGCUAUUGGACAAAUGGCCACAGACUUUGCCCCCACCUUCCAAAAGAAAUUUCACGAUAAGGUUAUUUCAGCCCUGCUUCAGACCAUGGAGGACCAGAGUAACCCUCGGGUGCAGGCGCAUGCUGCCGCUGCCCUCAUUAACUUCACAGAGGACUGUCCCAAGUCACUGCUCAUCCCUUAUCUGGACAGCUUGGUGCAACACCUACAUGUCAUCAUGGUUGCCAAGCUGCAAGAGUUGAUCCAGAAGGGUACCAAACUGGUCCUGGAGCAGGUGGUGACAUCCAUUGCUUCAGUGGCUGACACGGCUGAGGAGAAGUUUGUGCCAUACUAUGACUUGUUCAUGCCCUCACUGAAACACAUCGUAGAAAACGCUGUGCAGAAGGAGCUGCGGCUGCUUCGUGGAAAGACCAUUGAGUGCAUCAGCCUCAUCGGCCUGGCUGUUGGCAAAGAGAAGUUCAUGCCAGACGCCUCUGCCGUCAUGCAGCUGCUCCUCAAGACCCAGACGGACUUUAACGACCUGGAGGAUGAUGAUCCUCAGAUCUCGUACAUGAUCUCAGCCUGGGCCCGAAUGUGUAAGAUCCUAGGGAAAGAGUUUCAGCAGUACCUGCCUGUAGUGAUGGGCCCCCUGAUGAAGACAGCCUCCAUCAAGCCUGAGGUGGCCCUCCUUGACACUCAGGACAUGGAGAACAUAUCAGAGGAUGACGGCUGGGAGUUUGUUAACCUGGGAGACCAGCAGAGUUUCGGUAUUAAGACGGCCGGACUGGAGGAGAAGGCCACUGCCUGCCAGAUGCUGGUGUGUUAUGCCAAAGAGCUGAAGGAGGGUUUUGUAGAGUACACGGAGCAGGUGGUGAAGCUGAUGGUUCCUCUACUCAAGUUUUACUUCCACGAUGGUGUGCGGGUGGCAGCAGCCGAGUCCAUGCCCCUGCUGCUGGAGUGUGCACGGGUUCGAGGACCAGAGUACCUCACCCAGAUGUGGCUCUUCAUGUGCGACGCCCUCAUCAAGGCCAUCGGCACAGAGCCCGACUCUGACGUCCUGUCGGAAAUUAUGCAUUCGUUUGCCAAGUGUAUUGAGUUGAUGGGAGACGGCUGUCUGAACAACGAGCAUUUUGAGGAGCUGGGCGGCAUCUUGAAAGGGAAACUGGAUGAACACUUUAAGAACCAGGAGCUCAGACAGGCUAAGAGACAAGAUGAAGACUAUGAUGAGCAGGUGGAGGAAUCGUUACAAGAUGAGGAUGAGAACGAUGUGUACAUCCUUACCAAAGUGUCAGACAUCCUGCAUUCAGUUUUCAGUAGUUACAAGGAGAAGGUGCUGCCUUGGUUUGAGCAGCUGCUGCAGCUCAUCGUCCAGCUAAUAUGUCCCAACAGGCCGUGGGCUGACAGACAGUGGGGUCUGUGCAUCUUUGACGAUGUGGUGGAGCACUGCAGCCCCUCUUCUUUCAAAUAUGCCGAGUAUUUCCUGCGGCCGAUGUUGCAGUCACUGUGUGAUACGAGCCCCGAGGUUCGGCAGGCAGCUGCCUACGGUGUUGGUGUCAUGGCUCAGUAUGGAGGAGAGAGCUACCGCCCGUUCUGUACAGAGGCCAUCCCCUUACUGGUCAGAGUCAUCCAGUCACCUGACUCGCGCUCCAAGGAAAACGUCAACGCCACAGAGAACUGCAUCUCCGCCGUCGGAAAGGUCAUGAGGUUCCGACCAGAGUGCGUCAAUGUCAACGAGAUCCUUCCCCAUUGGCUAAGCUGGCUACCGCUCAACGAGGACAAAGAGGAGGCCGUCCACACGUUUGACUUCCUGUGUGACCUCAUUGAAAGCAACAACCCUAUUGUCCUUGGACCAGACAAUGCCAACCUCCCAAAAAUUUUCCUCAUCAUCGCAGACGGCGUUGCAAAUGAAUCUGUGAAGAGUGAAGACCCGUGCAGCAAGCGGCUGGCAAAUGUCAUCCGUCAAGUACAGGUGUCGGCAGGAUUAUGGACACAGUGUGUAUCAACACUGAACGAGACGCAGCAGAAAGCCAUACAGGACCUACUGAAUACUGCCUGAGCCUGUAACCCUGGCCACCUCCCCGCUCUUUCAAAAAAGCCCAUGAAGAAAAGUUGAGCCCCUGGAUCUCCAUACACUCCCUCUUCUUCUCCUGCUCUGAUCUGUAGUGUGUAUGGACGCCGGCUUCACCCCCUCCUCUUCCCCUCUCCAUCACUAAUUCCACCCUAUUAUAAUACAACCUCCGACUCUACAUUCAGCCGACUGGAGGGAGCAGGUUGGAUAUUUACGACAAUGGAGGACAUUGGCCAUCCACCUCAAAGACUUUCACCCUGUAUCGAAGGAAGUCGUCCCUGUCUUAUCGCAGUCACAUGUCUUCUAUCUGGACGUUUUUGUUUCCAACCAUUCCCUGAUGUGUGCCCAGAGGGACCCCAUUCUCGACGUCGCCCCACACAAACUCAUUGGACAGUCAGGCUCAGAGGGGCCAUAAUGGGGGGAAAUGGGGACAGGACAUUAUAGUGGACUGAGCAGUUGAAUGAAAUGGAAAUGCACACAGGGCGAUCACUGCCUGUCUCCUGUGAAUCUUAUUUUUCUUUUCUUUUUUUUUUCCUUUUUCUUUUAUUUCUUUUCUUGUUCUGUGUUCCCAGUGUUACCUGGGGGGAGACGGCCUCUGUCUGCCACAGCUCAGAGGGUUGUUUCCAAAAGUAACGGCAUGUUUGUUAAGUGGCUAACUCUAGAAAAAAAUAUAAAUAGUUAGUAAAUUUACAUCAUCGUUGUCCGGGAGAGUUGACAUUGAUUUUUUUUUUAGCAGCUUUCCUCCAUAGCCUUCCAAGAUAGCUGUUCACAGGACACGAAAAUGAGUCUGAAGAUGUUUGCUGAACGGUUCAGCCCCUUUUUUAGGUAGCAGCCAGGGGAAGGGGCUCUCAGACGAGGAGAGCAAUAACCUGUAGUUAGUCACAACCACAAAGCGUGACAAGUUGGAGGAACAUGAAAUGUAGAGUAUUUGUAAAAUGCGUGCUACCAUACUCUUACAUGGUUUUGACCCUUUGCAGCCCUGCAGGUAUGUGAUGGAAGUCCAGAAAAAUACCAAUAAUAAAAUUCCAUUUGAGAA